GGAAGGCCAUUGGUGGAGGAAAUGUGCGAAGAGCUUGCAAAGGAAAUUGGGAAGUAUAUGGUUGAAGACGAAGCGUUGAAGAAGGAAUCUAAGAAAUUUUGGGAGGAAAUAAAAGAUGAGAGGAAGAUGUUGCAGAUGGUUGAGGUCUGGCGUGAAGACAGGUUUAAAUGA
Molecule: messenger RNA, 171 nt
Organism: Ilex paraguariensis (yerba mate)
Lineage: Eukaryota; Viridiplantae; Streptophyta; Magnoliopsida; Aquifoliales; Aquifoliaceae
Source: the annotation of a GenBank genome assembly